AUGGAUGAACAUACGAAAGUAUCUGAUCAUCUAAGUGUUCUAAAUAGUAUUGUUUAUGAAUUAGAAAUUAUUGGAGUCAAGAUUGAUGAUGAAGAUAAAGAUUUGAGACUCAUAUGGUCUCUUCCAUAUUCUUAUCAGCAUAUUAAAUCUGUUUUAAUAUAUGGGAAUGAAACUUUGAGCUUUGAAGAAGUUUCUAGUAAGAUUAUUUCUGAAGAAAGAAGAUUGAAGGGUGAGGAAAAUACUUCAUCAAACUCGGUGUUGGUUGCUAGAGGAAGGUCAUAUGUGAAGAAAAACAAUGAAACGCAUUUGAAAUGUUGGAAAUGUGGAAAGCUUUGA
Messenger RNA from Lathyrus sativus (Indian pea), 336 nucleotides. NCBI's taxonomy places the organism in Eukaryota, Viridiplantae, Streptophyta, Magnoliopsida, Fabales, Fabaceae. The record is from the annotation of a GenBank genome assembly.